Messenger RNA from Momordica charantia (bitter melon), 2697 nucleotides. Its product is annotated as Reticulon family protein. Lineage: Eukaryota; Viridiplantae; Streptophyta; Magnoliopsida; Cucurbitales; Cucurbitaceae. The record is from RefSeq and is a predicted model, not a curated record.
GGAUUACAGUAUUUUACACACUGUCAAGCUUGGGUUUUGGUGCAGCCCACUUUCUCCACCGUUUGGCAUUUUCUUCUCUACUACGGAAUGCUCGUUUCUCGGAAAUUUUGAUUUGUUCCUUUCCAAGUUUGGCGUUUACUAGAUUCAUUGGGUUUUCUCUUCUGGGUUUCAAUAGUUUAUUGUCUUUUUCCCCAACUCUUAGUUCAUUAGAUUCAACAAUUUCAUCACAUAUAGUUUCUGCUCUCUCUGACUCUUUUUUUUAUUUACUGGGUAGAAACUCCAAUUUGGAAAUUGGCAGUACUAAUACUAAUUAAAGUGUGAAACUUUCCUCUGCCAGACAAAAUGGAGAGGGAACAUGAACAGCAUCAUGUUCAUGUCUACUACUGCCUACACUUUGCAUGCAGUAGCUGUAAUGACUGAUGAAUUUGGGGUGCCUCGUUUACAGUGAUAUUUGAAGAUCCUUAUGCUCUUUUUAAUGGAAUAAAUUCCCAACACCAUCAUCCUUAGCACUCUAAUCAUUUCAACCCCACAAACGCCCCUUCCCCUCGCCUCUCUUUUUCCAUUAAUUAAAGAAGAUCACAGAGCACCCCAGAAAAGAAAAAGCGAAAAACAAAGGAUAAAGAGAAACCCAAUCCUCCCCUCUCUCUCUACCUCUCUGCUUUUCGAAGGUAUCCCAAUGUCUUCCCCACCAACCGCCAUUUCUUCACCUUAAAGCUUCCUGUGGCCAUCAAUGUCAUUCUGUAAUUACUAGAAAGAGAAAAAGGGGUGGGAGAUAAAGGAGAGAUGGAUGUGGGAAGAAGGAAAGCAGGGGUUGGUAUUAGUAGUGUGGUUUCGGGGUCUGUUUGGGAGAGCAGGAUGAAGAUGGAUGAAGUGAAAGGUGGGAUUAAGGUCUUCAAUGGCGAAGAUGGGAGUGGUAAAGAUGGCAGAGCUGUAACGAGGGCAAUGUCGAAGAGAAUUUCUACUGCAACAACUGAUGGUGCGGCGGCAGUGAGUGCGAAGAGGAAGGUUUGGAGUUGCGACGGGGCAGAGGGAUCUGAGAAAUCCCCAGCUAAAGGGAAGAGGAAUUGCGACGAAUUCAAGAGCCCAAUUCAGGGCAGGAAGUUGAGAUCUGAGGGGAAUGAGGAGAAUUCUGUUGCUAUUGGGAGAAUUGAGAGAACCCCAACUCAGAUUAGGAAGUCGAAAUCCGAAGUGGGGAGCAGAUCAAACAGAGAAACUCAUGAGAAGACCCAAAUUCAGCUGAGGAAGGUGAAAUCGGAUUCCAUCAGGACGAUCGAUAAUGACAAUGCCAAGGCCAUUAUUGUCGUUGCCGGUGACGGAUUCGGUGCAAAUUUGGAGCAUUUGAAAAACCCAGAAUCGGAAUCGAACGAAGUCGAGAAGGGAAUCCACGGAUCUGUUAAGGAAAUUGAGAAACCCCAAGUUGAGAAUGAGAGUUCUUGCAGGGAAUUUGGAGUGUGCCACAUUCCGAUCAAAUCCGCUCAAAACGUGUCGAUCGAUGAUAGCGAUGUUAAAGAUGAAAACGAAGGAGACGAAGGGGAGGAAUCAGAAGAAGAAGACAUUGAAAUUGAGAAGGAGAGCUUCGAUAUCAAGGAGAUCAAUCUUCCGGAACCCAAGAAAGUUGUGAAUGAAGUGAAGAGAUUCCACCAAAUCUACCAAAAACAGUCCCCACCAAUUAAUAAACAUUCCACCGUUUACCAGAAUCUCUCAAAACCCACUACAACACCAGAUGAGUACCACAGCUUCCAAGAAAAGAGCAACAAAUUGCAGAGCUUAGUGGACUUGGUAAUGUGGAAGGAUGUAUCGAGAUCUGCCUUCGUCUUCGGGAUUGGAUCUUUUGUUAUAAUAUCAUCUUCCUACGCCAAGGACAUCAAUAUCAGCUUUAUUUCUGUGGUAUCAUAUCUGGGACUCUUCUAUCUCGCAGCCACGUUCCUGUACAGAUCCAUUAUUUGCAGGGGAGCCAUUGAUACGGAGCAUGUGAGACAUGUAGUGGGAGAAGAAGAAGCAAUUUGGGUUCUGAAAUUUGUCCUCCCUUACUUGAAUGAGUUCUUAUUAAAGCUGAGAGCUCUGUUCUGUGGAGAUCCUGCAACUACAAUGAAGCUGGCAGUACUGCUAUUUGCCUUGGCUAGAUGUGGCAGCUCCAUAACCGUCUGGAAAGUCGCCAAAUGGGGGUUUUUUGGAGUUUUUACUGUGCCUAAAGUCUGCUCUUCGUACUCCUCGCAGUUAGCAGCUUACGCCAAAUUUUGGGUUCGACGAUUCGGUGAUGCAUGGGAGUCGUGCUCCCAUAAGAAGGGAGUGGCUGUAGCAAUCUUCGUGCUCGUAUGGAAUUUGUCUUCAGUUGUGGCUCGCAUUUGGGCUGCAUUUAUGCUCUUCGUGGCGUUUCGAUACUACCAGCAAUCUAUACUAACAGACGACUGGGUGGAGGAGGAUGAGGUGGAGGAAGUUGGAGACACGUGUCAAGCUUCUAUUGGAAAGGAAAAACAUGGCAGUGGGCCCCGUUUUGGAGGUAUGACCAAUGCCAAGCAAAAGAAGAAAUUUUGAGUAGACCCCUAUUUUUCAUGAAAUAAACAAAUUUUGUGGACCCUUUCAAUUGGUUUCUUGGUCAUUUGGUUUUUGUUGCCAUAGAAGUUAUAUUUUUGCGAUGUAAAUAUUUGUGGAUUACUUCAAUAAAAUCAAGCAAUCCCCAUUAUAGUUUUUCUAGAA